AUGCAGAUCAAGUACCUGAUUUCCAGAGUUGCAAAAUCAUUAAAAAACCUUUCCAAACUAGAACGGUUUCUUUUAUUUGUUCGCUUAGCAAGUCUAUGCUCAGCAUUUGUGUUUGGCUUAGUUGCCCUUAUUGGGCCCGUGUUCAAUAAUGGUCUAUACAUGACCAGAAUCAAUACUGCGCAUUUGGAAGUGUCCAAUGGGCUCUACAACUCGCUACGCAACUCUGUGAGUUCUGCAUCCUCCAUCUUGGGAGAAACUGACUCAGGGUAUGCACCUAUGGGAGACAGUUUAACGAAUAGUGAGAUCAAAUUGCUAACUGACUACGCAGAGGCACAAGUUGCUGGUGCGCCACAAUACUGCACAUCAACCUUGUGGACAUGGUGUAUUGGCGACUACGACACAUACAAUGUAAUUGGCAGAAAUGGGAAAGUUGUACAGAAAAAGAAAAACGAAGUUUUGACAUGUACGAAAAAGACACAUUACACCCUUGACUAUCGAUUACAGUUGCAAGCAAUGGGACUCGAGAGUAUUUUGGCCUAUGCAUACGAGACACAAGUACUGAAAAACUCGCAAUACGAUCAAGCGAUUGAUAAACGUACUAAUCGAUUGACGUUGGCUCUCAAUGGAGUAAUAUUCCUGUGCUGUGCUGAGCUCGUACUACUAUUCAGUACAUUGGUUAUCUAUUCAAACAGAGGCAAUGAGAGGGACUUGAGCAAGAUCCCAAAUGUUGUGCUACAUGCACUAGCAGUCGUUUCAGUGAUGGCGUGUCUUAGCUCAAUCAUUGGCUCGUCAGUCAUUACAAACUUGUUGUUGAUUACAAAAAACGAGGUUUCUCAAAAAUUGGAUGAUUUUGGUGUGCGCUUUGAAAGAGGGGCAACUUGGUUCACACUUUUGUGGUUCUCUACAGUUUGCAGUAUCAUUUCGAUGUUUAGCUGGGGUUUACCCAUGUGGUGUGCCAACCCGCCUCAGGAAGAGCGCAGGCACAAGUUGGAAGACUCUGUAUUUGUAGGUAGAUACACCCAAUACUUUUGA
Molecule: messenger RNA, 1032 nt
Organism: Lodderomyces elongisporus
Lineage: Eukaryota; Fungi; Ascomycota; Pichiomycetes; Serinales; Debaryomycetaceae
Gene: ECM7
Product: Ecm7p
Exons: 1
Coding region: 1-1032 (343 amino acids)
Biological process (GO): fungal-type cell wall organization
Cellular component (GO): plasma membrane; cell cortex of cell tip
Source: RefSeq, a predicted model, not a curated record